GCGCCUCAGUUCUUUCUCCAAUAUCUCAACACGAUUCCCCACCCUUCACGAACUCAGCUACGAGCAAUACUACAUUUUUAAUUCUUUAGAAAUAUUACAUUAAUAUUUAAGACUCAUUGAAGUAGCUUUAAAUGUGCAGCUUUGUCCCUUGCGUUGAUGUUAUUUUCACAGAUAUAAAAAAUUAGGGCGUGUCAUAUUGAGUAGUCCCGCCUCUUGUUAAAAUAGCCAAUAGUAUUUAGUUUACCUCACAGCCUUGAAUCUUAUGUGAUGCACAGAAUGAUGUUACAAGAAUCGUUGAUCCGUACCUGUGACAAUGCGCCUCUCCAUACCCCACCUCACUCCUCCCUAAACGCCUCCUGAACAGGACAAUCCCACUUCUGAGACCCUCCUCCUCCAUUCACCCAUCUCUCUACAGGGUUGUGGAUUGCCGCCGGGGUCUGGACUCUUGUCAACUAGACAGAUGCAGUGGAGAACAGAGGAGUGUUCAGGGAUAGUGGAGCUCUGGAGGCGUCAGGGGGAGAAAACAAACAGCUGAGGAGUGAUAAAUGCAUUUCAGAUAUUUCUUCGAUUAUCCAUGGACACUGAUGUUCUGAAAACUCCUGACCAGUGCAUAUGACCUUCAAGCAUUUGCAUUAUGGAAGAGUGAGGAUGACUUUGGAUAACAACAUUUACCAAACAAAGCAAACCCAAACAGCUGGUCUUCAAGCACUGAUACACCAAAGGUCCUGAUCCUCACAAACUCAACAGAAUGACUCUAAAAGACAGGACAGUUUUGGUUUUCCUCUUUCUGGGACUUUUACUCCAAAUUCAAUGCUCUCUUGUGAAGAUGAAUAAGGGGUUGAAGGUAAAGAGAGGGCAGUCGGUCUUUCUAGAGGACCAAGACUUACAGUUUCAUAUUCCUAGAGGAAAAGAUGCCUGCAAGGUGGAAGUUGUGUUGAACGAGCCCAUUACACAACGUGUCGGCACACUUUACCCAGAGGUUUUCGACUGCCACUUUUUGACCGACGAGGUGAAAUACACUCAUAACGGAUGUCCGAUUUUAAAAGAGGAUAUUGUUAAACUUCGUCUGUACAAAUUUACAGAGACAGAAACCUACACUGAGGUCUUCAAUCUGCACGUUGAAAUCACAGAACCUGACUGUAAUGUGAUUAAGUUGGGACCACAGAACCUCGAGGUACCCGAGUUCUACGGCCUCUCCAAUGUUCUGGAUGGUAACACGGUGUCCUUUCACUACGAACAUCGACAUAAUAUUGAGUGCACAGUUCAUGUGACGACACUGGAUACACAUCUACCUGGUCAUGGUCAGCUGGUCACUGGAGUGCCGGAGAUAUCAGACGGACCAAGAGGAGAUGAACCUGACAGCUUUGUUCCUUUAAGGAGACAGCUGGAUAAUAAAGCCAGAGCCCAUUGUAAGAGUGAUAACUGUCUGAAGGGACUGAAACUGUUAAAAAUCACUAAAGUGCCCUGCAGUGAUUUCCUCACGAUGGGCAUUCGAUACCAUCACACUGACCCACCGUCUCCAGAUAUUGACUACAUUGCCAUUAGACUGGACCUCACAGACACUAGAAGCAGAAGCGUAAUCCAGUCUGAGCAGGCCUGGAUCCCAGUAACUAUUAAAGAUGCUGUGACCAAUCAGCCACCCAAGCCUGCCUUCAUGUCGAUGUUCAUCUUGGAGGUGGAUCAAUUCAUCUUGACUCCACUUUCCACGGCAACCCUGGAUGCGGAAGAUGAUGAGACUCCCAAGCAGAGGUUGGUGUUCAACAUCACUAAAUCUCCUACUGAGGGCUUCAUUACCCAUCUCUCCGAUCACACCAAACCCAUCUCCUCCUUUACCUGGAUGGAUCUCAAUGAUAUGCUGAUCGGCUACCAGCCACCAAACUGCAGCCACACACAACGUAGGAACUAUGAGGUGGAGUUUGAAGUGCACGAUUUCUACUUUGAGAAAAGUCAGUCUGUGAUGGUACACAUCUCCAUCAGGACAGCUGAUACAAAUGCACCACGAGUGUCAUGGAAUAUGGGUCUCAGUCUGUUGGAAGGUCAGUCCCGUCCCAUCACAUGGGAUCAAUUGCAGAUAGUUGACAACGACAACCUGAAAAAUGUAAAAAUCAUCACCGUGGACGGCCUUCAACAUGGGAGGCUUUCUGUUCGAGGCGGAAAAGGCUUCAUGUUCACCGUAAAUGAUAUUAAGGAUGGUGUGGUACGCUACCACCACGAUGACAGCGACACUACUAAAGACUAUGUAGUCUUCAGGAUUACUGAUGGCUUGCAUCAAACUAGACACAAGUUUCCUAUUAACAUCUUGCCCAAAGACGACAGCCCACCUUUUCUUAUAACAAAUAUGGUGCUAGAGCUUUCUGAAGGUCAGACGGCUCUUCUCAGAGGAACUAUUUUACAAGCCUGUGAUAUGGACUCCAGUGAUGACUAUAUUAUGUUCAACAUCACCAGACCACCUCAGGCAGGGGAGAUCAUGAAGAUGCCCGGUCCUGGAAUUACAGGUUACCCUGUGGCCCGUUUUCUUCAGAAGGACCUCUUCCAUUCCAUCAUCUAUUAUCGGCACUCAGGGCAUGAGGUCUUUGAGGACUCUUUUGAGGUGGUGUUGUCGGAUUUUCAUGAUCCUCCUAACCUUUCAGAACCUCAGGUUGUCGUGAUACAAAUUCAACCAGUACCUGAUCAACCUCCACAAGAAGCACUGGGUGUGUCAAGGCACCUGGUUGUCAAUGAGACCGAUGUCAUCUUCUUGACCAAACAGCAGCUACAUUUCGUUGACUUGGAGUCACCAGAGAGUGAGCUCACAUACACCGUCACCACUCCACCCUUCUACAGCACCACCGGAGGGCCUGAUGCAGGAAGGUUAUUUCUGGUUGACAGCAUCCCCAAAUUUCAAAAAGAUCCCAAUGCCCCAAUGUUAAGACUUUUCACCCAGCAUGCAGUCAACCACAUGAAAGUUGCUUAUAUGCCCCCCAUUCUGGACAUUGGACCCUACAGUCGGCAUAUCCACUUUGUCCUGUCAGUUACCAAUCAACAAGGCAGGACGACUACUGGAAUUUGCUUCAACAUUACAGUUCUGCCAGUGGACAACUUGGCACCAGAGGUGCAUGUGAAUCCAUUGACAGUGGAUGAGGGAGGAGAGUCCUGGGUGAAUGAAGAGCACCUGCGCCUAACUGACCAGGACUCGCUCGAGGACUCUCUGCAUGUGAAACUAAAAAGAAAACCUCAGCAUGGAAAUAUUUCUCUAGACGGCACACCCAUGAGCCCAAGCCAAACAUUCACAAUGAGGGAUCUGAGAAGCCUUAAAGUUAGGUAUCGCCAUGAUAACUCUGAGACAGAACGAGAUGAUAUUCAAUUCAUCGCCACUGAUGGGAUAAAUACUGCUGACUUUGUGCUACCUGUCAAGGUGACACCAGUCAACGACGAGGUACCGGUUUUAGUACCAGGUUUAAAAUCUAUUAUAGCCUGUGCAGAGGGACAAGAAGUGGUCAUCACUAUAGAGUACAUCUGUGCCACAGAUCUGGACAGUGAUGACAGCGCAUUGAUCUAUAUGAUCGCCCGCCAACCUUAUUAUGGGGUUGUUCAAAGAAACGGCAUCAUUGUGGAUCGCUUCAAUCAAGCUGAUGUAACUGCUGGUGUCAUUUCCUAUAGGCACACUGGACAAGAGAUUGGGCUACAACCCCGUCAUGACAUCAUUACGUUUGUGAUCUCCGAUGGAGAGUCGGAUCCUUUCUGUUGUGGGGAUAGCGGACGGACACCUAAAGUGCAGAAACCCCUGCCCCUGUAUGACCUUAAUGUUACUGUUUAUCCUGUGAACAACCAACCACCAUCUAUUGAUAUUGGACAGGUAUUUAAAGUGGACGAGGGUGGGUCGGCUUCCAUCACAGAGACCCAUCUGAAAGUUGCAGACCAGGACACUCCUCCGGAGGAUCUGGACAUCAUCCUGAUCGCUCCUCCACAGUUUGGAUACAUUGAGAACGUUCUUCCCAGUCCAGGCUUUGAAAAGAGCAACAUGGGAAUCAGUAUUGCUUCUUUUACUUAUAGGGAUGUGUUGAAUGGGCACAUUAACUACGUCCAGUUUAGACACCAAAGAAUGGAGCCCACCACUGACCAGUUUAUGCUGCAUGUGUCAGAUGGAAAACAACAGUCAUCCUUAGUAUCAUUUUACAUCAUCAUCAAUCCAACCAAUGAUGAGAUCCCAGACUUCCUGGCUAGAAACAUCACGGUUAGAGAAGGAGACAUGACAGCAUUGGACCCAUCUGUAAUCAAUGCAGAGGAUCUCGACAUUCCUAGAGACCGUUUAACAUUCAGUGUAAUCCAGCAGCCCCAACACGGAUCCAUCAUGGGUGCACCCCAUGGAAAUGACGUGACGUUUCAGAAGAGGGUCGUGAACAAGCGUGAAUCUGUGAUACCAAUUGAACACUUUACCAUGGAUGAUCUCAGGAGCGGCAUGACUUUGAUGUACAUGCAUGAUGAUUCAGAAAGUGAGCAGGAUAACUUCAUCAUUCAGCUCUCUGAUGGAAAACACAAGCUUCAGAAAAGUGUGCAGGUGAAAAUACUGCCGGUCAAUGAUGAGAAGCCAUAUAUUAUACGGAACACUGGGAUUCAGAUGGAGCCUGGAGAAUCUAGACUUAUCUCCAGUGCUGUGCUCAGUGCACAAGACAAAGACACGCCCCCCUGUGACAUCAUUUAUGUGUUUGAGAGUCUACCCAAUCACGGUGUCAUUCAGAUUAAGGUAGACACAGAAUGGAUGGAUAUAUCGGCAGGGAAGAAUUGUUCUCAAGAGGUUUUGGAUAUGAAUCUGCUGCGUUAUCUUCACACCGGUCAGCCUGGGUCUCGGAUUACUGACUUUUUUGUCUUCUAUCUGAUGGACGGCAAAAACCGCUCUCCCGCUCAGCACUUUCACAUUAAUGUCAAAGAAGUAGAGAAAGGAGACAUAGUAUUAUUCAUGAGGCCUGUGAAAAUGAGUCGUGGGGAGCGUGUGAUCCUCACCACAGAUGUGUUGCUGGCAGUAGAUGGCACUGAUAAGCCAGAGGAACUUCUCUAUGUCAUCACUGUUCCUCCAGCACAUGGUCAUGUAGAGUACAUCAAACAUACAGGUGUGCAAAUUCAAUCCUUCAGUCAGCUGGAUGUAGCAGCGAACCUGGUGUGUUACGUACACGACAACAGAGCAGAUUCACCAAAAGAGAAACUUCAGUUUGUGGUCAACAAUGGGAAAUCAACACGCAAUGGUACCUUAGAGAUCUUGGUGGAGUUGACUGAUAAGAUUCUGCCCACACUCGUGCGCAACACUGGUCUGCAGGUUCCUCAGGCUUCCACCAUAACUUUGUCUCCUGAUGCCCUCUUCCUAUCUGACCCUGACACCCCACCCACUGCAUUGAUCUACAAAGUGAUUCACCCUCCCCAGUAUGGCCAGCUGCUCUUGAAGGGGCAGUUACUGGUGACUGGCAGUAAUUUUACCCAGAAGAACAUUCAGGACCUGGAUGUUGCAUACAAACAUUCAGGUGGAGCUUCUCAGAUCGAUCGCUUCAAGUUCAAAGCAUCUGAUAGCACAGAAAGAGGCUUUCUGGUGGAUGGAAAAGUACAAACCGAAUCGGUUUUCUUCACGCUACAGAUUGAAGCUCUUGACAGCUCUGCACCACAGAUAGUAACGCUUCAAACUCUUUGGAAAGCGGAAGUCCUGAAUGACGGUCGGUAUGGGAUGUUCAUUUCAUCGAGAGAGCUCAAGGCACAGGAUACAAACACUGCGGACGAUCGUCUUAUUUACCACAUCAUCAGAGCACCUUACUUUGGGUAUCUGGAAAAUUCAACCAAUGGUGAAUUCGUAAGACAGCGUUUCUCUCAAAGGGAUCUGAACAGGAGGAUUCUCCUCUACAUUAUUAACCCAGCUGUGGAUGUUCUGACUGACAGUCUGGAGUUUUCGGUUUCGGAUGCUGUGGGCAAUACUGGACCCUCUCACAAACUGGAGUUCAGCUGGGCCAGCGUGGAGCUGGCCAGGACGGAUUAUGUUGUAUGUGAGAGCCAAGGAUCAGUUUCACUAAACAUUCAGAGGAGAGGAAAUGUGCAAGAUUCAUCUUUUGUUACUGUACAGGUUAAAGAACUAACAGCAUCUGCUGAAAAAGAUUUCAAAGCAGGAUCCUCAUCUCUAAUUCAGUUUGACCCAGGCAUGAGCAGUCAAGUAUGGAAAAUGGAAAUUGUUCAGGACUCUUUGGAAGAGGCUGAUGAGACAUUCGAGGUUAAUUUGGCAUUCCCGGUGGGUGCAGUAUUAAGAGGCAACACAAAAGCCAUCAUCCUCAUAAAGGAUAGAAAUGGGCAAUGCAGUGAAAACCAUUUCACUGACCUUCAAGGUUCAGAGAUACAGACAGGCUCGCAUCCUCAGCAUGGCUCAAUCCAGGUGGAGGUGUUGCCUUUUUCUCAGGGAUACAUUAGAGGUGAUGGUGAUGUAAUAGCUGAGACGCCCUCUUCUACAAAGAAAAGACUCAAAAUCGUUGGAAAUGGUAAAGUGGUUCAACCUUCAGAAAUCAUUCGUCAAGGAUCUGAAACCAUUUACAAAUAUCACGGUAUCACAUCGAUGGCAGUUGAGGAAGACAACACAGCCGCUGUAAAGGGCAGAAAAGCACAGGUGCAGGUUGUCAGUAGAGGGCAGCAGCGUUCUGCCCCGGUCAGAGAGGCAAAACUACAAACUGCCCAACACACGCCCAACUCAGGUGAGAGCUUUAGGAUCUCACCUAAAGCAUCUAAUCCCUGUAGACCAGAACUUACUGGCUUUCUCCAUUAUGAUGAGAGCUCAGGACAACUUUUUCGCUGUAGUGGUGACACCUGGAGGCCUUGGGCACCUACUAAUGAGACGGUGAAAGCACAGAAAUGUCCUUCAGGAUGGAUGUACCAUAGCAACUACUGUUACUUACUGAGUACAGACCGCAAAGCCACAUGGAGCGCCGCAGCUCGCGCGUGCAGGGAAAAAUUUAAUGGAAACCUGGUCAGUAUUUUGUCAAAAACGGAUAUGGACUGGCUAUGGGACUUCAGCGAAAGAAAACCGUUUUGGAUUGGUCUAAAUGACCGUGAAAGUAAAGGCAGGUGGGAGUGGGUUGACGGAGAACCUGUUACAUACACCAAUUGGAGGCAGAACCCUCCAAAAAAGAAAAAGGGAACGAGGAGGUGUGUCCUGGUCUGGAGGAAAACAAAAUGGCAAAUUAGAGACUGCAAGAAAGGAAAAGGACAUCGCUACAUAUGUUACAUUAAAACAUGACUUCAUUAAAUGCCAAAAACCUGAACACAACACUAUUAUGACUACUUAGUGUACACUUGUGUACGUAUAAUAACAUUGAACAGGUGUCAAACAAACUGCUGUAAUCUUUUUUCUUGUUUGAUCCCCUUUAUACUCAGAGGACUGCCUUGUAAAUAUAUUUUACUGUUAAAUAUGUUAUCUUUACAUAUUUAUUUUACUGUACAUGUUUUUUAUGCUGUGAGAUCAUCAAUGUUCACCCAAAAAAACACACAAUGUACAAGAAAAAAAUUGUAUAGUACCUACGAGGGGCAAUGGAUCUCUCUGAUCAAUGGAUCUCUCCGAAGAAGCCUAUACUGAAGUGAUUUAAACUACAAUUCAUCGACUGGCCGCUAGAGGCAGGCUCCAAAAGGGAGUCAUUUCCCAUAGACUCCCAUGUUAAAAUGCCCAACUUUAAAUUGGAAAAUAAUAUGUUUACAGCCUGGUACAAUUUUUUUUAAUAGCUAAUCUGUAUAGCGGUCUGUAUAGCUAAUUUUGCCCUUCAUGACAACUGUGUGUGUGUGUGGGGGGGGAUCUUUUUUUUGUAACUCAUCCGUUUAAAUGCAUUAAAGUUCUGCAUAAUUAAGGGCGUGGCCGCUUGAGUGACGGUUGAACAGCCACUGCCGUCACUAGAAUUGAGCUUGGCGGGCGUGGUUUCAGCAACCAGUCACCUCGGCUUCACCCCAUAGACAGUAAAGCUUCACCCACGUCCCAUAUUUUUACCCAUUUUCGGAUAUCCGCGACGGCAGGUACCGCUUAGUUUAAGCUUCAAAAACGAUCUUCAGAAACCUAUUGGUGACGUCCAUCUUUUUUUAACGGGCUAUGAGUACCUACCUGUAUGACAUGUUUAUAUGUAUAAUUUUAGUUUGGAUAAUCUUAUUAUAAUACAUGCAAUGACUUCGAGUGAAUGCUGUCCAUGCAAGAAACUCAACUUCAAAAUAAAAGUUUCUUAGAAUCUUUUUCAUUAAACAAUAGAUGGAUUGAUGGAAACUAUUUAACAAAUGUUUUAUCUUAAAAUCACCAAAUAGUGUGCACCUAAAAUUAGAUAUUAAAUUAGAUCAGUUUCCUUAAAAAAAAAAAGUUUGGGACUAGACUCUCAGAUGUACUGGUGGUGUUUAGUUGUUGUUUCUCUGCCAUGAAUUAACCUUAUAAAAUUAUGUAUUUUUAUAUAAGAUUUAAAAAAAUCUGAUUAAUCAAAUAUAAUUUUUUCUUUUAAAGUAAAUUCAGUUUCAGGAUAUAGAGUCAACUGACAUUAACUAACUUUGAAUUUCCCGAAUAUUAAGAAUAUUGGUAACACUUUACAAGAAGGUUCAUUAGUUAACGUUAGUUAAUGUAUGAACAAACCAUGAGCGAUACAUAUGUUACAGGCUUUAAUAAUCUUUGUUUAUGUUAGUUAAUUGAAAUAAAGCUUUUAAUUGUUUGUUCAUGUUAGUUCACAGUGCAUUAACUAACGUUAACAAGAUUUUAAU
This is a messenger RNA of Misgurnus anguillicaudatus (oriental weatherfish), 8721 nucleotides long. Lineage: Eukaryota; Metazoa; Chordata; Actinopteri; Cypriniformes; Cobitidae. The record is from RefSeq and is a predicted model, not a curated record.